Messenger RNA from Nannospalax galili (Upper Galilee mountains blind mole rat), 790 nucleotides. It is a transcript of the gene Mrpl32, whose product is annotated as mitochondrial ribosomal protein L32. Lineage: Eukaryota; Metazoa; Chordata; Mammalia; Rodentia; Spalacidae. The record is from RefSeq and is a predicted model, not a curated record. Gene Ontology annotation, cellular component: mitochondrial large ribosomal subunit. Gene Ontology annotation, biological process: translation. Gene Ontology annotation, molecular function: structural constituent of ribosome. The coding region runs from base 59 to 622 and encodes 187 amino acids. The transcript is spliced from 3 exons.
CGACUGUACGCAUGCUCAGUGGGCGCUCGAGUCGCCUGCCGCUGUGUCUCUGGGGAGAAUGGCGCCGGCGUUGGUGCUGAUGGCGCUCCGGUGGCCUGGUGGUCCCGGACGGCUCCGGAAGUGCUGGGAGCUGCUGCAGCGGCAACUCCAGCAGAGUUGGUCUGGCUUUACCAGUCCUCCGUGGGCACCAGUGUUAGCAGUCCAGGGUCCAUCCAUACUCACAGAGUUAACAAAUGAUACCAGUGGAAAUGCAGAGAAUUCCAGCCUCCUGGAUAGUAUCUUUUGGAUGGCAGCUCCCAAAAACAGACGUAGCAUCGAAGUUAACCGCUGUAGGAGAAGAAAUCCUCGGAAGCUUAUCAAAAUUAAGAAUAAUAUAGACAUGUGUCCUGAAUGUGGUCACCUAAAGCAGAAACAUGUCCUUUGUGGGUUUUGCUAUGAGAAAGUACGCAGGGAGACAACAGAAAUCAGACGACAGAUAUGGAAUCAAGAAGGGGGUCCUUUUAAAGCUCCUUCCGUAGAGACCGUGGUCCUGUACACGGGAGAGUCACCAUCAGAACAGGAUCAGGACAAGAGGAUUGUUGAACGAAACAGGAAGAGACCCUCCUGGUUCACCCAGAAUUGACACUAAAGAUGUUUAAAAUGGCAACUUUGUAGUGAGAUAUUUCUCUAGACUGGGAAGAGUCUUUGUUUUCAUGCUGCACCUGUUUUUCACAUUAUCACUGUCAUUUAAAAUAAACUUUAUGAGCUGUUAAUUGAAUCAUGAAUAAACCCGUUGUAUGCAAAGACUCAA